Messenger RNA from Naumovozyma dairenensis CBS 421, 957 nucleotides. It is a transcript of the gene MTQ1, whose product is annotated as S-adenosylmethionine-dependent methyltransferase. The record is from RefSeq and is a predicted model, not a curated record. Gene Ontology annotation, biological process: protein methylation. Bases 1 to 957 code for a protein of 318 amino acids. Gene Ontology annotation, molecular function: nucleic acid binding; protein methyltransferase activity. NCBI's taxonomy places the organism in Eukaryota, Fungi, Ascomycota, Saccharomycetes, Saccharomycetales, Saccharomycetaceae. The transcript has a single exon. Gene Ontology annotation, cellular component: mitochondrion.
AUGCCAAGAAUUAGUCCUGUCCUUGCAAAAAAAGCACUUUCCAUCCAACCAUAUUUACCGCUAUUACUCCCGGAAUGCAGAACCUUAGAAUCUGCUAAACAAGAAUUGAAAUGGAUUCGUUAUGAACUGUCAUCAUCUAAUAGGACACACUAUCGUAUGAGUGUAAAAAAGGCAUGCCUCUUAAGAUACCAGCAUGUGCCAUUACAAUAUAUCCUUGGCACUCAACCAUUUGGCUCCUUGAACAUCAUCUGUAAAAGGAACGUUCUUAUCCCCAGAUGGGAAACUGAAGAAUGGGCAACUGCAUUACUUAAGUGCUUGAUUAAAUAUUGGAAAAACCAUCAAUUACGCAAACCAUUAUCUAUAUGGGAUCUUUGCUCGGGAUCUGGUUGCAUCUCACUUCUAAGUAAAUCAGAGCUAAAUAAAGCUGACAUUAAAUCCAAUAUUACUGCAAUUGAUUUAUCUUCUGCUGCAAUUUCCUUAAUUAAGUUAAAUAUGCAAAAAUUGAAAAUACAAGCUAUCAACGUAAAGCAAUUGAAUAUUUUAGAUUGUGGACCAACAAAUAACUCAUUCCAAGAAAUCGACGUUUUGAUAUGUAACCCGCCCUAUAUUCCUAAACAUGAUUUCAAUAUAAGCGUUAAUAAAUCAGUUAGAUUAUAUGAACCUAAAUUGGCAUUAAUUGGUGACUUGGAAUUUUAUGAAAAUUUAAUAGAUUCCUGGUUGCUAAAAGGAAAUAAUCGAACUGUCAAUUCGUUUGUUUAUGAAAUUGGGGAUAUACAUCAGUUCAACUAUAUUAAAGAACGUAUCAAUAAAAACCCGUUAUUAAAAGAUACUUGGGAAGUUGGAUUAAAAUUCGAUAGUAAUGGGAAACCUAGAUGUGUCUUUGGAUUCAAUAAAAUAAAACCAGCUUUCAAGUAUAUUUUCCAUGAAUUUGGCAGCAGCAGUGGUAUUCAGCUUUAA